CAUCGAGUGAAUUAAGCUGGUGCACGGAAGCUUACCGUCUUUGGUCCGUAUUUUGGUCUAGCGCGAUCAUACAAGAGCUCAUCGAACGAUGCUGCUGUUACCGGUGCUGCUAGUGUCCGUUUGCAUGAUUGGGCGUCAUGUCGCGGCCAACGGGUUCAACGUCAACCAGUAUCCUCAGGCACAGGUGAACGCUUGGACGCAGGCAUGUCGCAGCUUCCAGGCCCAGGCAUUGGCCUCGCAGGCCCAACAGAAUCAGUUCUUCUCGAACAUGUUCCCGCAGGUGCAGCUCCCACCGCUACCGUUUACCGAUCUUUGCUCGCAGAGUGGGUUUGCUGGGGCCGGUGCCGGUGCCAGUGCCGGUACCUUUAGCCACGGUGGAUCGGGCGUUGGUGUAACAUCGUUUAACAAUCGGUUUGGUGGUGACGACGGUGGUUAUGGAGGUAACGGAGGCGUGCAGGGCGUUAGCGUCAGCAGCAGUUCGAACGGAUUCGGACAGGGUGGAACUACGGUGACGCACUUCGGAAAUGGCGGUGCGUCUACUAACUAUAUCCCCCACAACCAGCACGGUGGCGGCUUUUCGACGGCGAACCGUUUCGGUGGAAGCGCCGGACAGGGUGUAAGUGUGUCGUCCUUUGGUACGAACAAUGGCGGCGGCUAUGCAACGGCUAGUCGAUUCGGUGGCGGGUCCGGCGGUACUACGCACUACGUUUCGAACAAUGGUGGAACGGUUGGUGCUUAUGGACCGAACGGGGGAAGCUUUGCAUCGGCCACCCGUUUCGGAGGCUCCAAUGCGGGCGGUAAUUACGGUAGUGGUGGGUAUGGAGGAGGAAGCUACGGGGGUGGAAAGGGUGUGGCCGUUGGAAGUAGUGUGUCAUCCACCAACUUUGGCAAUGGGCAAGGAUCAGUGCAGACGAGCGUUUACAAGCAGCACUACUAAGACUCACCACCACCACUCACCAAACCGUGCGGUGACGAGAUCUACUCGUAUCUGUGAUCUGAUCACGUCCAUUAGCAUUAAUAAUCGAUAGUACAUCGUCGGCUCAUCACCUUACAUUGAAGCAUUCUUAUCUGUUAAAGUUCUGUACGAAACCUGCUACCAGUUAAAUUAAAAUAA
This is a messenger RNA of Anopheles moucheti, 1114 nucleotides long. RefSeq lists its product as uncharacterized. NCBI's taxonomy places the organism in Eukaryota, Metazoa, Arthropoda, Insecta, Diptera, Culicidae. The record is from RefSeq and is a predicted model, not a curated record. The transcript has 2 exons. Bases 89 to 937 code for a protein of 282 amino acids.